AUGUAUGAGCCACUAUAUCUUGCAUUUGACGCAUACCCAACUGUGGUCCCUCGAGUCAGGGUGCGAGGCGUCAUGGCUCUCUUCCUGGCGGUCUCGAUUCUAUGGGCCCUGAUCUGGCUCCUAUAUCGUGCGUGGCAAGUCUGUCAGACCUCUAACGAGGUUCUGGUAGAGAAAUUGGGAUUAGACAUCCCGCCGCCGCCGGAAGUGACCCUUGAGGAGAUCACGGCCCGUGAUAUUCGUCUUGCCUGGAAGCAGCCGGACUUUCAUAACUCAAUACACAAGCACAUAAUUCAAGUGAAUAACGUCAAAGUGGGCGAAUCAAAACGAGUCGAAACCGCGGUGGAAAUUUUGAACCUCGUCCCUGGAAGCAUAUACCAUAUCUGCGUUCUUUCCGUUAGCGCUGCGAAUUUCCAAACCCCAAGUGCGAUCCUUCACAUCCGAACGAAAUCUCUUUCUCUUUCCCGUGCCCAACAAGAUGCCACCACUAGCGGACCGACGAUUCGAGCCUCGAUCCCGAGGUCAACAGCUGGCUUACCAACACCAUCCGCCCCAGUAAUGUCGCGCGAGCACAGUGCCGGCCAGUUACCUGGCAAGCGACCGUCUGCAGGCCGCAAAUUAUCACCGGCCGCGGGAUCGACAGACCAUGCGCACGGCCAUUCCGACGAAUCACAUAAGCGCAACAACAGGAAUGACCGCGAACAAAGUCUGGAGAAUCUAGCAGAUCGCCUCAAAUCUUUACAGCAAGAAAACGACAAUCAGGAGAAACAAGCAGCUGAAGAGGAAGACGAGCAUAUUGCACUGCUCAAGGACCUCGAGAAACAACGUGACGAUCUGAGAAAGCGUGUCAAGGAGAAGGAUGAAGUAAGCGGUGAUCUGAAGAAGCAUGUUUCGAAAUUGGAAAGCGUCAACCGCACUGUACAGAGCGAGAAAACCAAACGCAUGAGACUCCUUCAGCAGAAAGAAGCCGAGCGCAAGAAACGCAAGAACGACAUUCUUCGGUGGCAGGAAAAGAUCACUCGUAUGACCAAUGAUGUUGCGCAAACCAAGGAGGAUAAGGCACGAAUGGAGGAAGAUACCGAGUCUCGUGCAGAAGAGGUCCGACAAAAGAUCGCCAAGGAACAAUCAGAGAUGAAAAUCAUCGACGAUGAAAUUCAAGACAAAGGAGGACGAAUCAAGAAGCUUGAGGACGAAAGAAAGGGACUUCAAGGUGGGGAGAGCGAGGAUGGCAAGGAACUUGAUCGGAUUGACCAUGAACGCGCUCGCCAGUGGGAGCUGAAGCUGAACACGCUGCAUGCUCGUUAUGCGACUCUCGUCAAUCUUCAUGCGCAGGCCCAACAGCAAUAUCAAGAAGCCCAGGAACGGCUGAAGUGGCUUACCAGCCAGCGACCUGGCAGCUCAGCUUUCUCCUUGCCGGCAUUGGAUCUGGAUAUGUCUAAUAAUGCUACCAUCCGACCUCGUCGUCAUCGUAGCUCGUUGACGAGCAACGUUUCUUCUCCGGUGAAUUUCCCUGGCGUUGAGACAACUUUUCCUGCUGGAAUCAACUACAACCCACCCUCUACCAACUCGCCCACUUUCGCUCCAAACUCCUUCUUCAACAUCAAUAAUGGAAUGGCCCUUCCUGGCCUUACCGAUCCUCCUGAGAUCAUGCGGUCUGACAUGGAGGUGUCUUUCAAUAACCCUCAAAUGAGUCCUCGUGCGGAUGCCUUAUUACCAUCUGACCUUCUUGGCGAUGAGGAGUCCCCGGAAUUCCCGCGCCCCAUCACUCGUCCACGGUUUUCGUCGAUGGGAACAUCAACUAAUCCUCUGGAUAGCUUUAUCCAUGGUCCAGUCUCGCCGGUCUCUUCGGGAAGCAGGCCUGGUAGUAUCUUUGCCAGUCCACUUGGAUCUCAUCACCGACAAGAUUCUGAUUCACAACUAACACACUUGUCGGCUGCUGGAGAGGCUCCGAAGAGUGCCUCGAGGAGGCUCUCCGGUCUCUUUGGAUUUCAUCGACCUCGUGGGAAAACACUGGCCGACGAGCCGCCCAUGUUAGGUACUUUAAAACCGGGACAAAGCCAGUCUUUCCCGCGCAAUGUUGAUGAGCUGGAUCCAAUCGGUUCGCGACGUCGGAGAUUGAGUUACACAGGCAACUGGGCCAAUGCGAUGUCUUUGUUCCCUCGGAGCAAUACGACUGGAGUUACUACAGACAGCUCAUCUGAUCACCCACCAUCCCGACGAGCUGCACUGUCAAGUAUUUUCUCUUCCAGCAAGUUCGGCUUUGGCAGCACUGACAGCCGAGGGGCUACCGAUAUGAAUUCAGGGUACAAUCAAUUUAGCCCGCGCCAUGAUCCAAUUGAUCCAUCGUCUCUUCUCGGCGGUGUUCGACGUGGUUCCCUGUCGCCUCGGCCUUCAUCGACCUUUUCAUUCGAUAAUCAGAACCAGCUGCCCCAUCCUUCCACAGAUAACCGUCAUUUCGGGUGGCCUUCGGCAGAACAAAUGAGACAUCGCAAUAGUCCGCUUGGUUUGGACUGGGCCUCACCUUCCACGUGGUCCAGGGCCCCAUCCCGACGUCCUUCGAUCCAAUAUGGGUCGUCUGGCCACCUCCCUUUGGGGUUGACUGGUGAGCCUGAUUUUGUUGAAGACUUGUAUGACCGCCAUCAUCGGCCUCUUCAAGCCCCGAUCGGUACCCGUCCGUCGUCGUCUCACCGACCGAUUACCCCGAAUCCUAAGCUCAACCCGGCAGCUCCCACAUUCAGGACCAUCUUUACGGGCAAGAAGUCUGACAAGGGUAAAGACAAGGAUAAGGAGUCCGACGCCUCGUUCAAUCCUCACGGGGAGGAUAUGUCUCCAUCCGAACCUCGCACUUCCCGCUCUCUGUCUCACUUCACUGGUGAAUCGUAUGAAUCCCUGGAGCGCAUGCCAUCCAGCACGUCUGUAGACAAUGCGUCCAAGGAAUCAUUCAUUCGCAAGAUCACCCGCAAAGGCAGCUCCAGCAAGUUCAGUUCCUGGAAAGAUCGCUCGGGACUGUUCUCUAAGAAGGGCGAUUCCUCUCAAGGUGAUAUUGAUGAAGAUGAAGCUCAGCUGGGCAAGAGUGUGGACAGCACCGUCUCUAGCGUUCCUUCGGGAGAUCGAUCAACCCGCGGCAGUCUUGGAUUUUUCUCCCGCAAGUCACGACGGUCGGAUAAGGCAAGCGAGACUAGCGAGCUGACUAGCGAGCUGACGAGUGAAGCCGGUGAUGAGGAGAUCCCGGAGGUUGCUGAAACAUGA
Molecule: messenger RNA, 3246 nt
Organism: Penicillium atrosanguineum
Lineage: Eukaryota; Fungi; Ascomycota; Eurotiomycetes; Eurotiales; Aspergillaceae
Product: Fibronectin type III domain protein
Exons: 3
Coding region: 1-3246 (1081 amino acids)
Molecular function (GO): protein binding
Source: RefSeq, a predicted model, not a curated record